AGCCGGGCGCGUCCUGCCGCCGCUCGCCCUCCGCGGCCCCGGGAGCGGCCCCGGUUGCGCCGCCGUGGCAACGCGCGGGGGGAUCCGGGAUGUCCUCGUCGCCCGCCGAGGAGUGCCGGUCGCCCGUGGGGCUGGACUGCUGCAGCUGCUGCCUGGACUUGGCCAACCGGAGCGGGCUGGAGGAGGGGGCCGGGGGCGAGAACAACAACCUGGGCAGCCCCACCGUCAGCAGCUUCCGGCAGCUGCAGGAGCAGCUGGUCGGCAAGAACCUCAACACCGACAAGCUGAGCUCCAUCAUGCGCCAGGACUCGCUGGAGCCCGUCGUGCGGGACCCCUGCUACCUCUUCAACCAGGGCAUCUGCAACAGAAACAUCGACCAGACCCUGCUCUCUAUCCUCCUGCUCUUCCACAGCGCCUCCGGAGCCAGUGUGGUGGCCAUUGACAACAAGAUCGAGCAGGCAAUGGAUCUUGUGAAAAAUCACCUGAUGUAUGCAGUGAGGGAGGAGGUGGAGGUCCUAAAAGAGCAAAUUAAGGAACUGUUGGAGAAAAACUCCCAGCUGGAGCGAGAAAACAGCCUCCUGAAGACCCUUGCCAGCCCUGAGCAGCUGGAGAAGUUCCAGUCCCGGCUCCCCACGGAGGUGUUGUGCCCGGAGGAGCAGAGCCCCGGAGUGGCUGCCCCGGCCCAGCACUCCCGGGGCUCUGCGGUGUAAGGUGGCUCUGUCCUCGGGGUGGGCAGAGCCACAGAACUCUUUCUACUUAAUCUCCUGCAAAAAUCGUUUCCACCUUCAUCUCACACGAAGGACUGCGAGCCCCCGGCGCUGAGGCGUGCCCCCGGCGCUGAGCCGUGCCCCCCCCGGGCAGCCCUGGCCAGCCAGCAGAGCCAGCGGCCGUCUCCUGCACCAGGAUGCUCUUCUGCCAGGGAGACGUGGGCAUCGGAGCCCUCCCCAUCCAGCCACCCGCCAGGAGCUGCCCUGUGCCUGCCCGUCCCGGGCUCUGCCGAGACCUGAGGAUCUGCCACACCGCGGCAGCGCCAGGCAGCCUUCGGCGCUUCCGUGAGGAUGGAGGGUCGGAGGAAGCUCACGCCACGGCCCGUGCCUUGGCUGCACUGGCCAGGGAGGGGGGUGUCUCUUUCUGGCAAAGCCUGACGUUGGAGGAAGAUCGUUGUUUAGUGAGCGAUGCAGAUUUGUCCCGCCAGCCCACCCAGGAGCGCGUUGGAGCCCAGAGCUGGCUGUGAGCGGUUGUGGUGUAGUGCGUGGCUGUACACACAUCAGUGUGGGGAUUACAAAGAGGAAAAACCACCGACAGCAGAGCUUGUUCUGGUAGCCUGGGCAUCUUCUGUAGCUGUUAUCUUUGUGUGAACACCUGUGCCAGCCCUGCCUGCCCUGCUCUGGGCCAGCCUGGAGGCAAGCCUGGAAGGACAAGUGGCUGCAACUGGGUAACCAGCCCGUGCUGGGAGAGGCACCAAGGAGGGGAUGGACUCACCCCUCUACCUGGCAGCCACCGUGACCGAGCACAUGGGCUGACCCCCUGGCACAGGGGCUGUGCUCCAGCCUGCUGGGGUGGGGGGAGCCGGCCUGGGCUCCCCACCUUCCCUGGCCAGCUCUCUGGGAAGCAACGGGACGUCCCUUUCGACGUCAGAAGCGGUGACACAGUUGUGUAAAUCUAGGUAGAAAUGGCAAUAAAAUCAACAUUUUUGUAUAA
Colius striatus (speckled mousebird) is the source of this 1701-nucleotide messenger RNA. It is a transcript of the gene TSC22D3, whose product is annotated as TSC22 domain family member 3. The record is from RefSeq and is a predicted model, not a curated record. Bases 90 to 710 code for a protein of 206 amino acids. Gene Ontology annotation, biological process: regulation of transcription by RNA polymerase II. NCBI's taxonomy places the organism in Eukaryota, Metazoa, Chordata, Aves, Coliiformes, Coliidae. The transcript has 3 exons.